AUGAGAGACUCAACAUUAGAAGAAGAGGAAGAGGUCUUUGAGGAGCAGGAAGACCUCGUCGAUCAACUGCCGAAUUUCGGCGAGAAAGACGUCGGCAAAUUCAAUUUCGGAAUGAAGAUACUUUUCGGCGUGAGUCUCAUCACGUGCACUGGCUAUUUCGUCAAACAUCUCAUGCUCGUGAUCUAUGGGAUCAAGGCCAGAAAACUCGCCAAGAAAAAGAACGACAUUUUUGACGAUGAGGUGCAAAAAUUCCUCUAUUUGCACAGGCACUCGCAAAGCCACCUUGAACAGUUUAGACGAGUGGAAGCUGUCACUAAGCUUGUUCCACAGGCGAUUCUGCAAUUCUACGUCAUUUGGUUCACAAUCGACACGGGCAACCGAGAACUAAUGAAGCAGCUUGACUGCAUGACAAAGACCUGGGUGCUCGUCGGCCUCUCUGUUCUCAAGUUUUCAGUCGACUCUGCGCAGAAUGUCCGAGCUUUUCCAAUCGACGAGGUCAAAGUUUUCGACAGAGGACAGGUCACGGAAUUUCUCGACUACUACACGGACAAAAAAGUGCCCGGAAAAAUGCCUAUCGGACUCCUUUAUUACGCUACUUCUAUCACCUCCAGAUGCAUCCUUAUCGCUAUUACUGUAUAUUACUUACCAAUUGGCAUGCUCAUCAUGUUGGGAGUGGUUCAUUUGGCACUGGUGGCGCUUCCGUGUUUUGUCAUUGGAAGCUACUACUCCUCGCUUGGAAAAACCAGAGUUUACUGGGCGAAUCAAGAAAAGGACAAAAUGCCGCUUGUGAUGCUUCACGGUUGGGGAACUGGCUCUGGUUGUUUCUUUCGAAAUGUUGCUCACGUGAAUGCUCCUGUAAUGCUUGUCGACUUGCCUGGAUUUGGCCACUCGGAAAGAAAAGAUUUUGGAACAGAGGACCCGUUGAAGAUCGAAAGUCUCUGGUCUGAAGCGCUGACGGAAGUGAUUCAAAAAGAAGUAAAAGAAGAUUUCUGGCUGGCAGGGCAUUCUUUCGGCGGUUAUUUGUCGGCCAAAUUGUGCAUGGAUGGAGUACUGAAACCGCAGGGCUUGAUUCUUCUCGAUCCUUGGGGAUUCGCAGUAGACGACGGCGAGCUCCAGAAAAAGCUUGACUCUAUGCCCUGGGCAAGAAGGACAGUGAUUAAAACUACGUUUGGUAUUUUCAAGGCGCUCAAAUGGGAAAGUGGUUUGGAAAUGUUCCGGGCCUUCCCGAAGAGCAUCGGAAUGCCGCUUAUGAGAAGAGCAAGGAAUGAUCUGAGGGCUGUUUACGGCGAUGAAUUCUUUGAGUACACGUAUGAGAUAAACAGCAUGGGAAAGGAUUGA
Messenger RNA from Oikopleura dioica, 1338 nucleotides. Lineage: Eukaryota; Metazoa; Chordata; Appendicularia; Copelata; Oikopleuridae. The record is from the annotation of a GenBank genome assembly.